AUGGCUCAUAGACUUGUUGGUCGUAGAAAGAACGUGAAGAAGGGUUUCCAAUUCACUGUUAUGGUUGUUGGUGCCUCUGGUACCGGCCGUACUACUUUUGUCAACACCCUCUGCAACUCCAAUGUCCUUGAAAAGAAUGCUUGCGAUAACCCUGAAGAAGCACAUAACGAAGCUGGCAUUACCAUCAAACCAGUAUCAGUUGAAUUGGAUGAGGAUGGUGUCAGAAUUUCAUUGACGAUUGUGGAUACACCUGGUUUCGGUGAUAAUAUCGACAAUGAGCAAUGUUUCCAAGAAAUUGUGGGUUAUUUGGAACGACAAUACGACGAUAUCCUUGCAGAAGAAUCCCGUAUCAAGCGUAAUCCUCGAUUCCGUGAUAACCGUGUUCAUGCCUUGCUCUACUUUAUUACACCUACUGGUCAUGCCCUUCGUGAAAUCGAUAUUGAAUUGAUGCGUCGCCUGAGCCCACGUGUUAACGUUAUCCCUGUUGUGGGUCGUGCUGAUUCGCUCACGCCUCAGGAACUACAAGAUUUCAAGAAGCGGAUUAUGGAAGAUAUUGAGCAUUACAACAUUCCCAUUUACAACUUCCCAUACGAUGUUGAAGAGGAUGACGAAGACACCAUUGAAGAAAACAGCGAACUUCGGGCACUGUUACCAUUCUCCAUCAUUGGUAGCGACGAGGAAAUUGUUGUGAAUGGCCGUACGGUGCGUGGUCGACAGUAUCCAUGGGGUGCUGUUGAAGUUGACAAUCCUCAGCACUCUGAUUUUGCUCGUCUUCGUUCGGCUUUGUUGAGUUCCCAUUUGCAAGAUCUCAAGGAAAUCACCCACGACUUUUUGUAUGAGAACUAUCGUACCGAGAAGCUUAGCCGUACGGUGAAUGGUGGUGAAGCGGAGGAUGCUUCAUUGAAUGCUGAGGAUAUGGCAAGUCAAAGCGUUCGAUUGAAGGAAGAGCAAUUGAGAAAGGAAGAAGAAAAGCUUCGUGAGAUCGAACAAAAGGUCCAACGUGAGAUCCAAGAAAAGAGAGCUGAGCUCUUGAGCAAGGAAGAAGCUUUGCGUAACCUGGAAGCUAGAUUGGCCCAAGCCCAGAUCGCUGAUGAGUAA
Messenger RNA from Lichtheimia ornata, 1098 nucleotides. RefSeq lists its product as uncharacterized. Lineage: Eukaryota; Fungi; Mucoromycota; Mucoromycetes; Mucorales; Lichtheimiaceae. The transcript is spliced from 13 exons. The record is from RefSeq and is a predicted model, not a curated record. Gene Ontology annotation, molecular function: molecular adaptor activity; GTP binding; GTPase activity. Gene Ontology annotation, cellular component: septin complex; cell division site; septin ring. Bases 1 to 1098 code for a protein of 365 amino acids. Gene Ontology annotation, biological process: cytoskeleton-dependent cytokinesis.